This is a messenger RNA of Purpureocillium takamizusanense, 916 nucleotides long. RefSeq lists its product as uncharacterized. Lineage: Eukaryota; Fungi; Ascomycota; Sordariomycetes; Hypocreales; Ophiocordycipitaceae. Bases 386 to 916 code for a protein of 176 amino acids. The transcript is spliced from 7 exons. The record is from RefSeq and is a predicted model, not a curated record. Gene Ontology annotation, molecular function: RNA binding.
UCAACGGCCAAGCCGACAUCCAAACUGCCCGCGCUGCUUGCGCCAACGUUGACCGUGAGUGCGAAUCUCGGUGCUGCAUGUAGUCUUUCAUACAUGGAAGCACGGAGGACCAGAUACCAGCGGUCACUCCUCAGUUGUCCCGCUCGACGAUAGCAUCAUCUCGACCAACUCACCAACGGCACAACACUGCACCUGCGCGUCAUAUACACGCCGCCGCGCUGACCUGCCGACGGAUCGCUCUCACGCACCCCAGACUGUGCCCCACGAGGCUGCCCUGCCCGUCACAGCCUCCUGAGCCUCGCACAAGCACGCUCCUCUUGCAUCUUGCGCCCGCCCAACAAGUCCAUCACUCAUCACCUACAAAGCCUACAAGCAAUUCUUCGAAAUGGCGAAGCUCUUUAUUGGCGGCCUCGCGUGGCACACCGAGGAAGGUACUCUUCGCCAGAAGUUUGAGGAGUUUGGUGCCGUCGAAGAAGCGGUGGUGGUCAAGGAUCGAGACACUGGUCGCAGCCGCGGCUUUGGCUUUGUGCGUUACACCCAGGAGGGAGAUGCCCAGAAUGCCAUCGCCGCCAUGAACAACGUCGAAUUUGACGGCCGAACCAUUCGAGUCGACAGGGCCUCCGACAACGGCCCCCGACACGGGGGCGGCCGUGGCGGCGGCGGCUUUGGAGGCCGCGGCGGCUACCAGGCCCAGAUGCCGUACGGUGCCGUCCCUCCCCAGGGCCCUGGCUAUGGCGGCGGCGCUCCUCCCAUGUACCAGCAGGUGGCAUACGGCCGCGGCUACCCUGCGCCGCAGCCCGGAUACGGUGUUCCUCCCCAAGGCUACGGCGCCCCGCCGUACGGCUAUGCGGACCCGUCCCAGCCGAUGGUCCAUCCCCAGCAGCCGCCUCCUCCCCAGGGAGGCAGGGGCUACUAA